UCCUCACCUGUCCGCAACUCCGCCCGCCCCACCCCCGGAAGUGACGAUGGCCUCCCAUCUUUGCUUGCGUCCCGUCGAGCCUUGCGGCGGCGGCGGGAAGAUGGCGGCGGCGGGAGCCCUGGAACGGAGCUUCGUGGAGCUCAGCGGUGCUGAGCGCGAGAGGCCGAGACACUUUCGGGAAUUCACAGUGUGCGGCAUUGGGACUGCAAAUGCCUUGGCUGGAGCCGUGAAAUACAGUGAGAGCGCGGGAGGCUUCUGUUAUCUGGAAAGUGGCAAGUUGUUCGCCGUCACCAGAAACAGGUUCAUUCAUUGGAAGACCUCUGGAGAUACAUUGGAGCUGGUGGAAGAGUCACUGGACGUAAAUCUGUUGAAUAAUGCAGUUCGCCUCAAAUUCCAAAAUUGCAGCCUCUUACCUGGAGGGGUUCACGUCUCUGAGACUCAGAAUCAUGUGAUAAUCUUGAUCUUGACCAAUCAGACAGUGCACAGAUUACUUUUACCACACCCUUCCCGGAUGUACAGGAGCGAGUUGGUAAUUGAAAGUCAGAUGCAGUCAAUAUUUACUGACGUUGGAAAAGUUGAUUUCAGGGAUCCUUGCAACUCUCAAUUAAUUCCAGCAGUACCUGGACUCUCCCCUAAUUCUACCUCCUCGGCAGCUUGGCUUGGCAGUGAUGGGGAGGCUCUGUUUGCUCUUCCGUCUGCUUCUGGGGGAAUCUUUGUUCUUAAACUACCGUCUUAUGACAUACCUGGGAUGGUGUCAGUUGUGGAACUAAAACAGAGUUCAGUAAUGCAGAGACUGCUUAUAGGCUGGAUGCCAACAGCUAUCAGAGGUGACCAGGGGCCUUCAGAUCGUCCCCUCGCUCUUGCUGUUCAUUGUGUCGAGCACGAUGCCUUCAUCUUUGCUCUGUGCCAGGAUCAUAAACUACGAAUGUGGUCUUAUAAGGACCAAAUGUGCCUGAUGGUGGCCGACAUGCUGGAGUAUGUUCCUGUGAGUAAAGACUUUCAGCUCAGUAUUGGAACUGGACAUAAGUUACGGCUUGCUUAUUCCCCUUCCAUGGGACUCUACCUAGGGCUGUUCAUGCAUUCACCAAAACGCGGACAGUUCUGCAUUUUCCAACUGGUGAGCACUGAGAAUAACCGCUAUAGUCUAGAUCACAUUUCGUCCGUUUUCACUUCUCAGGAGACACUGAUUGACUUUGCCUUAACCUCAACGGAUAUCUGGGCCCUGUGGCAUGAUGCUGAGAACCAAACUGUUGUGAGAUACAUCACCUUUGAGCAUAAUGUUGCAGGUCAAUGGAAUUCAGUUUUUAUGCACUCUCUGCCAGAGGAAGAGAUCAUUAUCAGAGAUGAUCAAGACCCCAGAGAGAUGUAUUUGCAGACUCUAUUUACACCAGGACGAUUCAUAAAUGCAGCUUUAUGUAAAGCUUUACAGAUUUUCUGUCGAGGAACUGAGAGGAAUUUAGAUCUUUCCUGGAGUGAACUGAAGAAAGAAGUCACUUUAGCUGUUGAAAGUGAGCUCCAAGGAAGUGUAACAGAGUAUGAAUUUUCCCAGGAGGAAUUUCGAAAUUUACAACAGGAAUUCUGGUGCAAGUUCUAUGCCUGUUGUCUUCAGUACCAAGAAGCCCUCUCUCAUCCUCUUGCCCUGCAUUUGAAUCCACACACAAACAUGGUGUGCCUACUGAAAAAAGGGUACCUGUCUUUCCUUGUGCCUUCCUCCUUAGUGGAUCAUUUGUAUCUCCAUCCUGAUGACGACCUUUUGGCUGAGGAUGAGGCCGCCAUAUCUGAUGAUGUGGAAGUUGCUCGGGACGUCAUGUGUCUUAUAAAAUGCCUUCGGCUGAUUGGAGAGUCAGUAACUAUGGACAUGUCAGUAAUGAUGGAAAUGAGUUGUUACAACCUACAGUCUCCAGAAAAGGCUGCAGAACAGAUUCUGGAAGAUUUGAUCACUAUUGAUGUAGAAAAUGUGAUGGAGGAUAUUUGCAGUAAGCUACAAGAGAUCAAGAACCCAGUCCAUGCCAUUGGGCUACUUCUACGGGAGAUGGAUUACGAGACAGAAGUAGAAAUGGAAAAGGGGUUCAAUCCAGCUCAGCCUUUGAAUAUUCGGAUGAAUCUUUCCCAGCUAUAUGGUGGCAGCACAGCAGGAUAUAUUGUGUGCAGAGGUGUGUGCAAAAUUGCCAGCACUCGCUUCCUCAUCUGCCGAGACCUUUUGAUCUUACAGCACCUAUUAUUGAGGCUGGGCGAUGCGGCGAUCUUGGGAGCUGAUCAGCUCUUUCAAGCCCAGCAGGACCUACUACACCGAACCUCUCCUCUCCUCUUAUGUUAUUAUCUCAUUAAGUGGGGAAGUCAGUGCUUAGCAACUGAUGUUCCAGUUGACACACUGGAGUCCAACCUCCAACACUUGUCAGUACUGGAACUAACAGACUCUGGUGCUGUAACGGGAAAUAAGUUUGUAUCUAGCCCUCAGACAAUUGUGGAAUUAUUCUUCCAAGAAGUUGCAAGAAAACACAUCAUAGCCCAUCUCUUCUCUCAACCAAAGGCACCUCUGAGCCAAACUGGGUUGAAUUGGCCUGAGAUGAUUACUGCAGUUACCAAUUAUUUAUUGCAGCUUCUAUGGCCUAGCAAUCCUGGUUGUCUCUUUAUGGAAUGUUUGAUGGCCAAUUGUCAGUAUGUACAGUUGCAGGAUUAUAUUCAACUGCUCCAUCCCUGGUGUCAAGUCAACAUUGGUUCCUGUCGAUUUAUGCUGGGACGUUGUUACCUGGUUACAGGAGAAGGACAGAAGGCUCUGCAAUGCUUCCGCCAGGCAGCAUCUGAAGUGGGCAAAGAGGAAUUCCUGGAUCGCUUGAUUCGCUCAGAGGAUGGGGAGAUUGUAUCCACCCCCAGGAUGCAGUAUUAUGAUAAGAUUUUGCGUCUACUAGAUGUUAUUGGUUUGCCUGAGCUGGUUAUUCAGUUGGCCAUGUCAGCAAUAACUGAAGCAGGGGAUGAUUGGAAAAGUCAGGCUACUUUAAGGACAUGCAUUUUCAAACAUCAUUUGGAUUUGGGUCACAAUAGCCAAGCAUAUGAAGCCUUAACCCACAUUCCUGAUUCCAGCAGGCGGUUAGAUUGUCUGCGGCAGCUGGUGGUCGUUCUUUGUGAACGCUCGCAGCUACAGGAUCUUGUAGAGUUUCCCUAUGUGAAUCUGCAUAAUGAGGUUGUGGCAAUAAUUGAAUCACGUGCACGAGCUGUGGACCUUAUGACUCACAAUUACUAUGAGCUCCUCUAUGCCUUUCACAUCUAUCGCCACAAUUACCGAAAAGCUGGUACAGUGAUGUUUGAGUAUGGAAUGCGUCUUGGCAGAGAAGUUCGAACUCUGCGGGGACUUGAGAAGCAAGGCAACUGUUACUUGGCCGCUGUUAACUGUUUACGACUUAUUCGUCCAGAAUACGCGUGGAUUGUCCACCCAGCAUCUGGUGCAGUGUGUGAUCGCCCUGGCGCAUCCCCUAAGAGGAAUCAUGAUGGAGAAUGCACAGCUGCUCCAACCAAUCGGCAGAUUGAAAUUCUGGAACUGGGAGACCUGGAAAAAGAGUGUUCCUUGGCCCGAAUCCGCCUCACUCUGGCUCAGCAUGACCCGUCAGCAGUUGCAGUUGCAGGAAGUUCAUCAGCAGAGGAGAUGGUCUCUCUCUUGGUUCAGGCUGGCCUUUUUGACACUGCCAUAUCCCUCUGUCAGACUUUUAAGCUUCCCUUGACGCCAGUCUUUGAGGGACUUGCUUUCAAAUGCAUCAAGUUGCAGUUAGGGGGCGAGGCAGCCCAAGCAGAAGCCUGGUCCUGGCUAGCAGCCAAUCAGCUCUCAUCAGUCAUCACCACUAAGGAGUCCAGUGCUACAGAUGAAGCAUGGAGACUAUUAUCAACUUAUCUGGAAAGGUACAAAGUUCGGAAUAACUUAUAUCACCACUGUGUAAUCAACAAGCUCUUGUCUCAUGGAGUGCCUCUACCUAAUUGGCUAAUAAACAGUUACAAGAAGGUCGAUGCCGCUGAGUUGCUCCGUUUGUACUUAAAUUAUGACCUUUUAGAAGAAGCUGUGGACUUGGUUUCAGAAUAUGUAGAUGCUGUAUUGGGGAAAGGACAUCAGUACUUUGGAAUUGAGUUUCCAUUGUCUGCAACAGCUCCGAUGGUGUGGCUCCCAUACUCUUCUAUUGACCAGCUUCUCCAGGCUCUGGGAGAGAACAGUGCCAACAGUCACAACAUUGCUCUGUCCCAGAAAAUACUUGACAAAUUGGAGGACUACCAGCAAAAAGUUGAUAAAGCAACACGAGAUUUAUUAUAUCGUCGGAACUUGUGAUCUGGAUGAUUGCCUAGCUUUUGUAACCGCUUGGUGCCUCUUAGGGCUUAAGACUUUACCCUACAGGAACCCUGGAUUCCAGGACAAUUUUUAUACCUGCAAAUGGUGUGUGCAACAUCGAGUCUGCAUCCUGCACAAGAGAAGAGGGCAGAUGAGUCACAGAACCUGUGCUUGCUGGCGGUGCUAACACACAAUUUCUGGUUCUCAACCUUGGUCUCAAACAGCUGCUUUUGUAUAUGAUUCACAAGCUUUUUUAGAGUUUCUAUUUUUUUAAACAACCGAAGACAUUCUUUAUCUGCAAAUUGAAACCCACCCUCACUUGCCACAGUAGCUGAUGGUGGUGGUUGGUUGUGGCCAACCACUGGACGCAGCCACUACAGACCCUUUCAUUCUUCCUGCCACUGUCUGUAUUUCAGUGGAAUUAUUUUGGUCCAGAACUGACAUGUAUUUUCUGUAUUGCAAACAGAGGCUAAUGAUUUUGCAUACUCUUUUCAUUAUUUAUUGUGGAGUUUUUGUAUGAUCUUCAGUAAAGUAUUAAAUAACUUGCCUAAAUUAAACCUAAAAUUAUGAUCAGCUGUGAAAGAAGCUGGUUUUGAAUCUGGUUCUGAGGCUAAAGUUGAGUAAACUCUUAGCUAAGAAAAAAAUAGGGGAUUUUACCUGCAAAAGUAACCAAUUUUCAAGGUAAAUUCUGUUAACUUCUAUGAUUUAUGAUAAUCAAGCCGGACUUGAUCAUACAACUUGUCUAAUAAUGUAUUGGACCAAAAUAUAAACUUUCCUGGUCGGAUUCAGAGUAUUCAUGUCCACAGAUUUGGGGGGAUCAUGAAAAGUAAAAUCUUGGAUUUUAUUCUGUAUAUUAAAAUGUAUCUUUUAAGGAAAUGAUCUGUAUAUUGCUUGUAUGCCCUUUGACCUCUCUUGAGUUUUUCAUAAGCCUUUAAUUUUUAUACUAUCAAUACCAUAAUUACAUUAUAUAUUUUAAAUAACAAUGUGAGCUUCACUGUGGUAUUGUUAUUGGUAGAUAUUGAGAUGUAUGGCUCUUUUUUCAUUUUAGCUCUGCCAAGAUUAAUGUGAAGUGUUUGAUGUAAUUGGGACUGGAAGAGCCCUUGCCCUGCCAGAGCUUCAUAAACCCGUGUGGCUCCCAAGUAUAGCAAGAAAUACACAUUUAUAACCAAAUAUACACAUAUAAAACCAAAAGAAAGGUUUCACAGAAUAUGUAUUUGUUGCUGUGUAACCUAACGCUUUCAUGAAUGACUAAUGGAUCAUAAGCCACAGUCUGAAAAAAUCAAAUCCUCUUGUAGCCAUUUUGGAGAACAGGAAGUAGCUUGAGACUGGCCCUGUUCCAGAAAUUUAGCCACCUGUGUUGCUCAUCAGAGCAGUAGCUUCCAUGGUGGCAGUUCACAAGACCCUGACCAGUUUUUCCUGUUGUCAGUAUUUUGGUUCAAGACCCCACCCAUGCUGGAGCAAACCCAGCUCUUCUGUCCUUUUCCUUCCUUUCUUUCUUUCUUUCUUUUUUAAUGUUUAUUUAUUUAUUUUGGGGAGAGAGCAUGGCUGGGGGGGGGGGGCAGAAAGAGAGGGAGAAAUGGAGAAUCCCAAGUAGGUUCCACACUGUCAGCACAGAGCCCAACACAGGGCUCAAACUCACAAACUGAGAGCAUGACCUGAGCCAAAAUCAAGAGUUGGAUGCUUAACCGACUGAGCCACCCAGGCACCCCUCUUCUAUUUUCUCCCACCUUCUUCACUUUGGUUUCCAACCAGAACAGAUGAUGGAAAUUCUUUCACUUCACUUUUCUCUCCACUUUAGUUCUGCAUUUUUGUUUUCCUGGACUAUGUGAUGUUUUCAUAGUCCAUAGUAGCAUCAUUAUUCCUUGUUUUUCCCACACCAAAAAUUUCUGAUUACAAAAUGUUACUAAAAGAGUUCCUCUUGGGGAGCCUGAGUGGCUCAGUCAUUAAGCAUCCAGCUCUUGGUUUUGGCUCAGGUCAUGAUCUCACUCACGGUUUGUGAGUUUGAGCCCCACGUUGGGCUCCACACUGUCAGUGCUUGAAAUUUUCUCUCUCCACUGCUCGCUCUCUCUCUCUCUCUUUCCCAAAACUUAAAAAAAAAAAAGCUCCCUCUUAACGGGCACAUAGCUAGCUCAGUCAGGGGAGACACAACUCUUGAUAUCAGGGGUAUCAGGGUUGUGAGUUUGAGCCUCACGUUGGGUGUAGAGAUUACACUAAAAUGAAAUCCUAAAAAAAAAAAGCUGCCUCCUGUGCUCACUUCGGCAGCACAUAUACUGAAAAUUGGAAUACAGGAUACAGGGGCACCUGGAUGGCUCAGUCAGUUAAACGUCCAACUUCAGGUCAUGAUCUCAUGGUUCAUGGGUGUCAACACAGAGCCCGCUUCAGAUCCUCUGUCCUUCCCUCUCUCUCUCUGCCUCUUCCCUGCUGGUUCUCUCUCUAUCAAAAUACAUGAAUAAACUUAAAAGCCACCUAGAUGGCUCAGUCGGUUGGGCGUCCGACUUCGGCUCGGGUCAUGAGCUCACAGUUCGCGGGUUCGAGCCCCGCGUCGGGCUCUGUGCUGACAGCUCAGAGCCUGCAGCCUGCUUCUGAUUCUGUGUCUCCCUCUCUCUCUGCCCCUCCCCACUCAUGCUCUGUCUCUCUCUGUCUCAGAAAUAAAUAAACAAAAAAAAAAAAAAAUUGGAACAAUACAGAGAUUAGCAUGGCCCCUAUGCAAGGAUGACACAAAUUCGCGAAGUAUUCCAUUAAAAAAGAAAAAAAACAACUCCCCCCUUUUUAGUACUUAACUGCCAUUAAAUAAAGAUAAGACUCUCAAACGGAAAUUUUAUCAUUCUUCAUGUAACAAGGUGUAACUGAUAAGGUCCCUACCUUAACAGCCUGUGACAAUAAAAUAUUUCCUGUGGAUAAUAGAAUUGAUGAUACACAUGAGUUUCAUAUUGACCAUUCUUACCAAGUUUAUCACUGAUUUUUGUGACCUUCCAAGAAAAGCUAAUCUGUUCUAUAAAUACAUUGUGCAUUGUCACCUCUGCCAGUCGUCCUCACUAAAACACUCGAGAAUCCCGGGGGUCACCUCUCACCAGCUCACUAUGGGUUUUUCUCUCCCCAUUCUGAUUCCCUCCCAAAGUCCAGGCUGUGUUGUCUCUUAAAACUGAAACUGCGCUGAGCACUUAGGAGUAAAGAAAAACAAAAGCUUAA
This is a messenger RNA of Panthera uncia (snow leopard), 7498 nucleotides long. RefSeq names its product nucleoporin 160 (gene NUP160). NCBI's taxonomy places the organism in Eukaryota, Metazoa, Chordata, Mammalia, Carnivora, Felidae. The transcript is spliced from 36 exons. Gene Ontology annotation, molecular function: structural constituent of nuclear pore. The record is from RefSeq and is a predicted model, not a curated record. The coding region runs from base 47 to 4309 and encodes 1420 amino acids. Gene Ontology annotation, cellular component: nuclear pore.